AAACUCUGCAACCUCCAGCCAUGAUGUAGACUUGACAACCGUAUUAUGAUGAUGAUGAUGAUGCAGGGCCGCGCACGGAGGCGGAGCAGCGACUGACUCUCCUUCCUUUCGCUACACCCGGUACUCUAUGUCUGUCCUGAUUUGGCAGCUAGAGUGCUAUGUCCUCGACCACACCCCCCGCAGCCCCGCCCCUUAAAAAGGGAAGGAAGUCCGAGGUGAUGACCGACUCGGUGCCGACCACCAACGAGGAAUUCAAGAGUAAACUCAUGGACAGCCAGAUGGAGCUGCAGCAGGAGCGCAACAAGAUAUGUAAGCUGCGUGAGCGACUCCAGGAGCAGCGGCAGGCUCGGGAGCUUGAGCAGCACAAACAUGCUGUGGCGCUCACUGACCUGCGCGCCAAGCUCCAUGAAGAAAAGAUACGGGAGAACACGGCCGCCCGUGAGACCCUGGUGCGGCAGCAUGAUUUUGAGCUGGCCCGGGCCAUCAAGAUCCGGGAGGCUGAGGCGCAGAGGCUCCAGGGGCUCGUGAACGCCCUGAGAGAUGGAGCUGCUGACAAGCUAAAGAAUGCUCUCCUGGCAGAGGCUCGGGAGGAGGCCAGGAGAGCAUUCGAUGGGGAGAGGAUAAAGCUGCAGCAGGAGAUCCAGGAGCAGAAGACAGCCAGGAAGCAGGCUGACGAGGCUCUCGCUAAUGCUCUGCAGGCCGAUAAAGCCAAAGCAGGAGAUCUCCGCACGUCCUACCAACAGCACCAGGAUGAGGUGCACCGCAUCAAACGGGACUGUGAGAGAGACAUCCGCAGACUGAUGGAUGAGUUGAAGUCGAAGGACCGAGUGAUGGGUGCUCUGGAGAGGGAGCUGGGGGUGCAGGCCGGCUACACCCAGAAGCUGCAGCUGCAGAAAGACACUCUGGACGAGCAGCUGGGUCAUGUACGAGAGGCCGAGAGAUACAACCACGGCAGCCCCAAGAGAGAGCUGAUGCCUGGGCUGGGGGACAACUCAGACCUGCUCAUCAACCAGGAAGUGGAGGAGCGCGACAUGAGGAGAUUCCAGCUGAAGAUUGCAGAGCUCCACUCGGUCAUCAGGAAGCUGGAGGACAGAAAUGCACUGCUGGCAGACGAGAGGAAUGAACUAUUAAAGCGCAUGCGAGAGGCCGAGAGCCAGAUGAAGCCCCUGUUUGAGAAAAACAAGCGGCUGUCCAAGAAGAAUGACGACCUCCUGCAAACGCUGCAACGCAUGGAGGAGAAACUGAAGAACCUGAGCCGAGUCAACGCUGAGAUGAAGGAAAAAGCCGCCGCCUCUCGGCCCCCCCCACAGCAACAAUGCAUUCAGUCCCAGCUGAAGCGCCCAAGCUCGCUGACAGACCUGAGCCAUGCCCACGAGGAACAGGAAGUGGAGUUCCUCAAGCUGCAGGUUUCUGAGCAAAGUGGCAUCAUUGACGAGCUCACGCAGGAACGUGACCGAUUGGCGAUGUGCAAAAAGAACAAAAGGAAACCUCUCAAACUGUCUAAAAGGCAUGUUGUGGAGACGUAUUUUGGAUUUGAUGAGGAGUCCGUAGACUCUGAGACCUCCUCUCUGACCUCCUACAACACAGACCUCACUGACCGCACACCUGCAACUCCAGAGGAGGAUUUAGACGAGAGUUUUUCCAGAGAAGAGUCGGAGCUUCGUUUCCGUCAGUUGACCAGAGAGUACCAGGCUCUCCAGCGGGCCUACGCGCUCCUCCAGGAGCAGACGGGGGGGACUCUGGAUGCUGAGCGGGAGGCCAGGACACGUGAGCAGCUGCGCAUCGAUCUCAGCAGCUGCCAGGCCAAGAUCCUGGACCUGGAGAAGGCCCUGGCCGAGCGGGGGCAGGAUUCAAAGUGGGUGGAGGAGAAGCAAUACCUGCUCAGGACCAACCAGGAACUUCACGAGAAGAUAAGCGCGUUGCAGCAGGCGGAGUUGCGGCUGCAGGCCGAGGUUCAGGAUGCCCGGGACCAGAACGAGCUGCUGGAGUUCAGAGUGCUCGAACUGGAAGUAAGAGACUGUACCAUCGUCAAACUGUCACCGGGAGGCGACAACAACAAUCUCAGUUCCAGAUGCAAGACCUACAUACAGUGACUUACCAGACAGACAGACGCACUGAUCACCUAGACACACUUGAGUCCUCCUCUGUAUGCAUUUGUGUUUUGCAUUGUUUUGCAUGGCAGCUGUGUUCACAUACCCUCCACUUAACUGGAAUAUUUUUUUAAUGAAAGAAUGUUGUGUAAGAAUUGAAUAAAAAUGUAUUUUAAGUUCAAUAUUCAAUCCCA
This is a messenger RNA of Trematomus bernacchii (emerald rockcod), 2284 nucleotides long. RefSeq names its product janus kinase and microtubule-interacting protein 1-like. Lineage: Eukaryota; Metazoa; Chordata; Actinopteri; Perciformes; Nototheniidae. The record is from RefSeq and is a predicted model, not a curated record. Gene Ontology annotation, molecular function: kinase binding; microtubule binding; GABA receptor binding.